CCUUCCCGGUUAUUCCCAACUUUAUAUCCUCCUAAAAUACCCGAAUGGGAAAAGUCUUUUAACACUCUGCACGAAAAUCAAACUCUUAAAAAAUCCACAGAGAAGAAGAUCAAAAUCAGAAGUCGUCUCAAAUCUCUCAUCAAUUAGUCAAUCUCGAUUCGAAAUCAUCAACAACUGAUAGUUAAACAAACUUUUUCGGGCAAUCUUUCAAUAUGAGUUUCCUUUUUGGGAAAAGAAAGACUCCUGCAGAGCUUCUGCGGGAGAAUAAGAGGAUGUUGGAUAAAUCUAUUAGAGAAAUUGAGAGGGAGAGACAAGGGUUACAGGCGCAAGAGAAGAAACUUAUUGUGGAGAUUAAGAAAAGCGCUAAGCAAGGGCAGAUGGGAGCUGUGAAAGUUAUGGCGAAAGAUCUAAUCAGAACAAGACAUCAAGUCGAAAAGUUCUAUAAACUCAAAUCACAGCUUCAAGGGGUAUCUCUCAGAAUUCAGACAUUGAAAUCAACCCAAGCAAUGGGAGAGGCCAUGAAAGGUGUAACCAAGGCAAUGGGACAGAUGAAUAGGCAGAUGAAUUUGCCAUCAUUGCAGAAGAUAAUGAUGGAGUUUGAGAGGCAAAAUGAGAAGAUGGAAAUGACAAGUGAGGUAAUGGCUGAUGCUAUUGAUGAUGCUUUGGAGGGAGAUGAGGAAGAGCAGGAAACUGAGGACCUUGUGAACCAGGUCCUCGAUGAGAUUGGAAUUGACAUCAAUUCAGAGCUCAUGAAUGCGCCUGCAACAGCAGUAGCUGCACCAGCCGCAACUAACAAAGUAGCUCAAGCUGAACAACCUGCAGCAGCAGGAGGUAAUGACGAUGGUGGUAUAGAUAACGAUCUUCAAGCAAGGUUGGACAACCUAAGGAGAAUGUAAUUUUAAUUUUCUCUCGUGUAAGUAUGUUUAUGCGCAAUCAAACACCUGACUUCGAAAGAAAUAUAUGAUAUGAUAUAUUGUGUAAUUUGAGAUUAUUUUCGGUUAAUAAAUCUAGUAUUUGAAAGAAUCGAAUCCAA
Messenger RNA from Papaver somniferum (opium poppy), 1033 nucleotides. Its product is annotated as vacuolar protein sorting-associated protein 2 homolog 1. Gene Ontology annotation, cellular component: multivesicular body; ESCRT III complex. The record is from RefSeq and is a predicted model, not a curated record. The transcript is spliced from 5 exons. NCBI's taxonomy places the organism in Eukaryota, Viridiplantae, Streptophyta, Magnoliopsida, Ranunculales, Papaveraceae. Bases 213 to 896 code for a protein of 227 amino acids. Gene Ontology annotation, biological process: late endosome to vacuole transport; protein transport; endosome transport via multivesicular body sorting pathway.